AUGAAAAUAUUUAUGGGUUUAUCUUUAUUAACCGCUGCUUAUAGUUUAUAUCGUAGUCCGCCGAUCGCUCCUACUUUGCUUCCUUCGAUAGUUGCUAUAGAAGUUAAAUUUCUUGUAAAAUUACUUGGAACUGAUAAGUAUACUCAAUAUUAUGGAAAUAAUAGUGGGACAUAUUUGGAUGACUUGGAUAAAGUUGCAACUACUUUGAAUAUUAGUAAAGAUAAAUGUGCUGAAACAAUCACUAAUAUCAAAGUUAAGAAAAUUGUUCUUAAAGGAGGAGAUGUUAUUGAUAGUGUUCAAUUCACUUAUUUAGUAGAAACCAAGGAUAAGAAAAUUGAUGUUGAAGGUCAUAGACACGGAGGAGCAACCAUGGUGAAGAGAUUAGAAUUUCACUCUUGUUAUAUCAAUAGCAAUUACUCAGUAUGGACUGGCGCCAGAGGAACCCAAGAUGGAACUGAAUUUAGUAUCUCAGUCCCUGCUUGUUUCUUUUCCAAGAUUGGUUGGUCUCUAAAUUGCCUUGGUGCUUAUAAUGGAGAAGUAUAUGAUGCUGACUUGCAAAAGGCUCAAACCGAUUUAGUUAAAUUGCAAACUGAUAAGUCACGAUUAGAAAAAGAUGUAGCCCAAUCAGGAAAUUCCAAAAUGUUCCUUUUACUACAAAGGAAUAAAAAUAUUCAACAAUUAAAGGAGGAGUUAAAAGAUAAAGUAUUAUUAACUGCUUCUAAAAAAGAACUAUUAGAAAAAUGGAAGCAAUAUCCUCAAUCAAUACUUUUUUAUCAGUCUCAACAUAAAGGGGAAUAUUCAGUGCUGUUUAUUAACCGAGAGAGACAAAAAGCAGUUUUAUAUGUUUUUGUUAAUGGUGAUGAUUGGAGAAAUACAACUGCCCAAGAAAUUAAUAAUUUCUUAAAUCCAAUAGGAUUGAAAGUAGCAUACUUGUUGGGGUGGGGGAAUACCAAUCCUAACAAUGAUAUAGAAAUUAGUGGUUAUUCUGCCAUGGGGCUUAUAGAAAUAUUGUUGAAUAAGAUUAAAAAAGGAGAACAAUACAACAUGGGAGAUGAUAAAAAAGACCAAGGGGCAAAUAAUUAUGUUGAGGAUAUUGUUAAUGAACUAUUGAGUUUAAAAAAUGACUUAACUAAUAAAGGAACUAUAAUAAAAGUCUUAACUCAAUCUUUCCCGGAAAUAUUUGAUAAAGAUGGUAAUUUAGAUAACAUUAAAUUACAAGAAUUAAAAAAUAGACCAUCACAAACUGAUUAUCAAAACGCAUCAGAUAGAAUUAAGAGAUUACAAACUGAACUUAAUAAUGCGCGAGCUGAAUUAGUUACUCUUCAAGAAAUUGAUAAAAAUGAAACUAGAAAUUUAGUUGAAUUAAGAGAAAAAUAUGGCAAAGCUACGGCGGCCACUACUGAUAAGGAAAAUUUACUAAUUUCUGAUGCUGCUAAAGCUCAUUAUGCUGUGUUUUUUAAAGAAAAUUUAGUAAAGAAUUUUGCGGAUACGAAUGAUAAUUAUGUGUGGAUUCUUCCUUCCCCCGCCAAAAGUGGAAAUCAAGAUUAUGAAGCAGCGGAGAAAAGUGAUAAUGCUGAUUUUGAUGAAAACGUAUUGAAGAUUAUUAGCCGAGAAAAAUCUAAGUGGGAUCAAUUAGGCUAUACUGAUAAAAGUGAAUUGGUAAAAAAUCCUCGUAAGUUAAAAGAACAAGUAGACAAGGGUCUUAAUAAGAUUGAUGCAACGCUUAUUAGUAGAUUUCUUGCUGCUGCUAAAAAGGAGGGAAUAAGUGUACCUGACAAGUUGCAAAAAAAUGAUUUCAAAAUAUUUAGAGAAAUAUAUGGUCAGAAGUUAAAAAGACCAGUUUCUGAGGGAAUAACUCCUAAGGCAGAAGAUUAUUAUACAGGGGAGGAGAAACUCUCCCUCGUUAUCCAAUUAUUCAAACCGGUGAAAAUACUGGGAAAGUUAAGCAGCCAUCAGUCGACCUCUUUUCCUGAAUUAGAGACGAGAUAUAAAAACCAAAAAGAUGCUAUAUUGACCGACCCGUUUUUUGUUUCUUAUAAGACUAAAGGAGACACCGAAAAAAUGGAAAUGUUGAAGUCUAUUUUCUUAAUGUAUAGCGAUAGGGAAAUGGUGAAUUGUGGAAAUUCAAUAAGUGAUGAGGCUCCUCAAUUACAGGCUGAAGAAGAUCAGGAUGCAUUUAAAGAACUAGUUAACGAUAAUUUUGGAGAUGAUUUUGGAAAAAAUUUGGAUGAAAAAAGUUUAGGUGAUGUUAAAGUAAAGUUAGGAGAGCUUUUAGAAAUUAAACGAAGAGAAAUAAAAAGAGACCUAAGCCUUUUUCGUCAGAAAGUAGAACUUACUCCUGUUGAUAUUAAUGAAGAAUUUGAUAAAAAAAUAUUUGGUGACAAUUUUGACUAUGAAAAGGCUAUCGAUAAAAGACUAACCUUAAAUAAUGAGAAAAAAGGGUCAGAAAAACCUGGAUCUAAAGCUUUAGCAAUUCUUAAAGGAAUUGAAGAGAAUUGGAGAAAAGUAGAAGCAAACCCACCAGUUGAUUGGUUAGUAUUUAUCGAACGUUUUACUCUUGAAAAAAACAUAAUUGAAAAGGUUGGAGCAGAGGCUGAAGCAAAAUUGAAAAAAAUGUUUUCUGUCGAGGAUUCGGACAAAAAUUUUGAUCUAAAAGACUUGGAUACUCUUAGAGAAGAAAUGUUUACUGAUCUGUACGAUUCUUGGAGUAACGUAUUCGAAAAAACUGAGUUAGACAAUUUAAGCAAAAAAAUAAAUGCAAAUCUAGCUAAGUGGGAUAAAUUAAUAGCAGAGAAGGAAGAAACAGUUGCUGCUGAUUUAAAGAAUGCCAAGGAAAAGUAUCAAAAAGAAGAUUUUGAUGGUAAUAUUUGGAAUUUAACUAACCAAGAAAAAUCUAGGAUUGAUCGGGCUUCUGAUAAGCAAAGUUUAGAGAAAGUGAAAAUUUCUAGUAAAACUAAACUGGGAGAGUUACCUAGUGAAGAGGCUAUUGAUGAUCUUACAGAAUAUGCUAUGGCUUUGAUGUUUUAUGAGGGAACUAAAGAGGAUAAUAAGCAAGGAUUUGGAAAGACAGUGGCCAAGGAGAUGUUACCUGAAAUUAAGACAGCGAUAGCAAAGGACACCCUUAAAGGUUAUCAAGAUUUAGAUAAAAAAUGA
Ambispora leptoticha is the source of this 3153-nucleotide messenger RNA. NCBI's taxonomy places the organism in Eukaryota, Fungi, Glomeromycota, Glomeromycetes, Archaeosporales, Ambisporaceae. The record is from the annotation of a GenBank genome assembly.